Molecule: messenger RNA, 3947 nt
Organism: Phragmites australis (common reed)
Lineage: Eukaryota; Viridiplantae; Streptophyta; Magnoliopsida; Poales; Poaceae
Product: trihelix transcription factor GTL1-like
Exons: 3
Coding region: 709-3078 (789 amino acids)
Source: RefSeq, a predicted model, not a curated record
UCUUGCUCUCCAUUCCUUCCUCUCCCUCCUCCAGUCCCCUUUCACAUGUUUCUCUACCAUUUUUUGCCCCACACUCCUCUCUCUCUCUCUCUCUCCUCCGUCCUUUCCGUUUUAACAAGUCGUAUUAGGCAGGGAGGUAAAGCUAGCGCCCUGACAGCGCAGCAUCUUGUUUGUUUUAUCUCCCACAUCAUCUCCCUCAUCAUCUUCUGCACACACACACGACGCCUCCAUCUUUCUCUCUCCCGCAGCAGUAGACAACAUUUCCCAGCUUUCACCUCUCAUCUUCUCUCUCCUUCACCCUACCCAUCUUCCUCCUCUUCAUCACAGCUAUCAUAUUCUCCUCCGAUUUCUCUCUCCUCCAUCCUCCCUAUAUUAUUUAUUGCUGGUAUCUUAAUUCUUUUUUUCCUCUUCUUUCUUCUCUUCUUCCUCCUAUUGCUGGAGUAUUUUUUUUUCGCCAAACUUCUUGUACUAGUUCUCCCUUCGCUUCUCCUUCUUGUUUCUUCCUCUUCUCCCUUUUUUCCCCUCUACUCCUCUCCUUCUCCACUCUCUAUCUAUCUCUCUGUCUGUCUCUCUCCUCUUUCCAGUUGUCCUUGCCUUACAUCUUUUUCACCUCCCCCUCAUGUACUGAUCGGCUCAUCACCUCCAUUCCCCCAGUGGUAACACCGGGCGACGUGCACGAGUGCGCGUGCGGGAGCCGGAGGUGUUAGCAUGCAGCAGCAGCAGCACGGGGGAGGGGGAGGGGGAGGAGGUGGCGGGGCGGCCCAGCAGUUCGGCGUGCAGCAGGUGGAGAUGCCGCCGCCAUUCUCGCCGGCCGGCGGAGCCGGUCAGCGGAUCUCGCAGGCCGAGGCGGCGUCGCCCAUCAGCAGCCGGCCACCGGCGCCGGCGCAGCAGUACGACGAGCUCGGGGCGUCCGGCGCCGGCGCCGGCCCCGGCGGCUUCGAUGCCGAGGGGCUGGAGGCUGCUGCCGCCGGCGAGGAGGGCUCGAGCGGCGGCUCCGCGGGCAACCGGUGGCCGCGGCAGGAGACGCUGGCGCUGCUCAAGAUCCGGUUGGACAUGGACGCCGCCUUCCGGGACGCCACCCUCAAGGGCCCGCUCUGGGAGCAGGUCUCCAGGAAGCUGGCGGAGCAAGGGUACAGCCGGAGCGCCAAGAAGUGCAAGGAGAAGUUCGAGAACGUGUACAAGUACUACAAGCGCACCAAGGAGAGCCGCGCCGGCCGGAACGACGGCAAGACGUACCGGUUCUUCACGCAGCUGGAGGCGCUGCACGGCACCGGGGCGCUGGCUCCGGCGGCAACUCCGGUGGCGUCGUUCGCGCCGACGACGACAACCGUCGGAGUGUCUGGACCUUCGGCCGUGCGGGUGCCAGCCGAGCCGCCGCCUGCCGUGUCGGCCGGGGUGGCAGGCAUGGCGGGGACGAUGGGCAGCAUGAUGAGCUUCUCGACGUCCAACACGGAGGAGUACUCGGACGAUGAGGACUCGGACGACGAGUGCACUGAGGAGCUGGGCGGCAGAGCGGACGAGCGAGGGAAGAGGAAGAGGCUGUCGGAGGGCGGCGCCGCGGCCGCCGCCGGCGGGAGCAGCAGCGGGAAGAUGAUGAGGUUCUUCGAGGGGCUGAUGAAGCAGGUGAUGGAGCGGCAGGAGGCGAUGCAGCAGCGGUUCGUGGAGGCCAUUGAGAAGCGGGAGCAGGACCGCAUGAUCCGCGAGGAGGCGUGGCGGCGGCAGGAGAUGGCGCGCCUCGCGCGGGAGCAGGAGAUCCUCGCGCAGGAGCGCGCCAUGGCCGCCUCCCGCGACGCCGCCGUGCUCUCCUUCAUACAGAAGAUCACCGGGCAGACCAUCCCGAUGCCGUCCAUUGCCGCGCCCGCCGUCAACGUCAUGCCUCCGCCGUUGCAUCCGAAGCCGCCGCCGCCUCAGCCGCACCCCACGCCCAUCGCGUCCGCCUCGCCAGCCCCGCCGCCGUCGCAGCCACCAGCUUCGCAGCCUCCGCCACCACAACCGCAGCCGUCGCCACAGCCGCAGAGGUCGCCAAUGCCUGCGACUCCGCAAGGACCGCCACCGCAGCAGCAAAGCACAGACAUUGUGGUGACACCUGCCGAGGCUCCGCACGCCGAUGCCCCGGGGUACGACGGGUCCGGUGGCGGCGCGACGUCGUCGCGGUGGCCCAAGGCGGAGGUGCACGCGCUGAUCCAGCUGCGGAGCAACCUUGACACGCGGUACCAGGAUGCCGGGCCCAAGGGCCCUCUCUGGGAGGAGAUCUCCUCCGGCAUGCGGCGGCUGGGUUACAACCGGAACGCGAAGCGUUGCAAGGAGAAGUGGGAGAACAUCAACAAGUACUUCAAGAAGGUGAAGGAGAGCAACAAAAAGCGCCCCGAGGACUCCAAGACGUGCCCCUACUUCCACCAGCUCGACGCGCUCUACCGCAACAAGGCGGCGCUCAGCUCGUCCGGCGUCGGGGCGGCGGUGCACGCCAAUGCAUCGUCAGCACCGCAUGAGGCGGUCACGGUCACAGCCGCAGCGCCCAUCUCGCAGACGCCGCCGCCGCAGCCUUCCCAGUCCCAGCGCGCGGCCAAGAACGGCGGCAGCAGCAACGCCGGCACCGGCAACGGCAAUGGCGGCGGCGCGCCAGACCACGGCGCCAGCGGAGGCGGCUCCGGGGGCAUGCAAAUGCAAGCGAGCAACGGCAGCGUCGCGGGCAGGUUCUUCGGCGAAGGCGGCUGCGGCGGCACGGCCUCAGCGGCGAAGAAGCCAGAGGACAUCAUGAAGGAGAUGAUGGAGCAGAGGCAACGGCAGCAGCAGCCGCAGGCGGUUGUCAGCAGCUACAACCGAAUCGACGGCGCAGACAGCGACAACAUGGACGAGGACGAGGACGGCGACUACUACGAUGACGACGACGACGACGACGACGUCGACGGCAACAAAAUGCAGUACGAGAUCCAGUUCCAGCGGCAGCAGCACCAGAACGUCGUCAGGCCGAACGCCACCGCCUCCACCGGCGGUGGCAACCCGCAGGGCACCGCCGCUCCCAGUGCGGCGGCGGCCACGACAACAACAACAGGAUCUUUCUUGGCCAUGGUCCAGUGAUCGAUCCAUCCGCACACCCAAACAUUCACCCUGGUGACUCUCCUCUUCUCAAUGGUUUCUUCUCUAUCUUGUACCAUUUGUAUCUACCUACCUGUCGCCUCCAUGCUCGUCCAUAUCUCUACACCUCAAAACAUAAAACCUCAAGAACUCCCCCCCUCCUCAAAGCUCCGGCAAUUCUCCAUUUAUCAUGCACGUAGCAACAUCUCGAUCCAUGUCGUCGUCGACAUUGCUGCUACCUAAUCCUUCUCCUCCCUGUCCAAGCUGGAGAUCGAACUAGCUGCACCCAUUUCUUGAUUCGUUGUUGUGUUAAAUUACAGUGGGCGCGUCUUAGGUGUUACAGUAAAAAAAAUGGUGCUGUGGUUAUUUAUUGAUUUGUUGUGGUGAUUAAUAAGAGCCCUCAAGCUUGGGGAGUUCGCGGAGAGGUUGAAUUGGUGCGGUGAAAACGGCAAGUGAAGGCGGUAAUAAGAGCUCGAUCGCGCGGUUAAAGAGAACAAACAGACAAGGUGAAAAAAAGGCAGAUGAUGCAGUGCGUGGACGCACUGUUACCUCGGUAAAUUUUGUGCAUGAGGCUACUGAUCUACAGUGGUGUAGUAUGCUGCAAGCGAUCGGAGCAGUGAAAAAAUGAAAAGGAUGUGCUCGUCAUGAGGCAUGAACAAGAGCCGGUGCUGGUUCAUGCGGGAGUUUUUUUCCUUUCAUUUUUUUUAUUUUCCAUCCUUUUCUUUUCAUUUCCAAUUAAUUAAACUGUCCAUUAUGUAUUACCCAAGUUUUUCUUUCUUUCUCAAACUAUUGUUACCGAAGUUUUACAGUGUAUACUUGAGACAUAUUAUAUGUUAAAAUUCUUGUUAUUAUGUAUCGGAAGUUCUUUCAAA